GGUGCAGUGGAUAGCUUAGUGUAGUAACAACAUUAAUUGGUGUGUCGGGCAGCGGGCCUCAUCUUCACAUGGCGCCCAAGCGGGCUGCCUCUACAGCUUUCACCCCUGCGCCUGCUCCAGGCUCGACUCCCACAAAGCGUCCUAGGCGAGCGAGACCGGGAGAAGGCGAAGACGAGGAGCUGAACUACGAGCUCUAUUCAGACGAAGAAGAUGAUGUGAAUGAAAGCGCUUCGAAGUCUUUGGUGCCACGGUCUGCCACGAUCAAUCUCGCUGCACUCACGAGAAAGCUUGCCGCUCAAGCCAACAAACAGAGGUCCGAUGCUGUUUCGCACCUUUUUGAUCAGCAAGAUUACAGCUUUCUAUCUCUGCGGACGGACCAUCAACACAGACCUUUCUGGAUCAGUCCGGAUGACGGGCACAUCAUCUUGGAAGGGUUUUCACCCAUCGUGGAGCAGGCUCAAGACUUUCUUACAGCGAUUGCUGAGCCUGUUAGCAGGCCUGCCCUCAUCCACGAGUACAAAAUUACCUCAUAUUCUUUGUAUGCUGCUGUCUCCGUUGGUCUAGAAACUGAGGCCAUUAUCGAAGUCCUCAAUCGUUUGUCGAAAGUCCCUGUUCCCGAAUCUAUUGUCAAGUUCAUUCGCGAAUGCACCUUGUCAUAUGGCAAAGUAAAACUGGUGCUAAAGCACAACAAGUAUUACAUUGAGUCGUCGUAUCCUGAGGUCCUACAGACUUUACUCAAGGACUCAACUAUCCGAGAUGCAAGAGUCCAGCCAGGCGCAACGGAGAGUGAGAACAUGAGUGGGAACGGUCUCCUCACUACCAAAGCACCCCAGAAGGGUAAUCUCGUUAUUGCUGGCACAAAGGCAACCGAGCAACCCGCAUCAGCUCCCAAAUCCGAUGAUUUAUUCGCGUCUGUGGUCGGGGUUGCCAAUGACGAAGUCGAGGAAGAUGACGAAAACGUGCACUCGUUCGAGAUCUCUGACAAGUUGAUUGAUGGGGUGAAACGUCGAUGCAACGAAUUGGAAUACCCUAUGUUAGAGGAAUACGAUUUCCAUAAUGACACCAUCAACGCCAACUUGGACAUUGACCUCAAACCCACCACCAACAUCCGACCAUAUCAAAUCAAGUCCUUAAGCAAGAUGUUUGGUAAUGGGCGUGCGCGCUCCGGCAUCAUUGUGCUUCCAUGCGGUGCCGGAAAGACUUUGGUGGGGAUCACAGCAGCCUGUACUAUCAAGAAGAGCUGUUUGGUCCUUUGCACUUCGUCCGUUUCCGUGAUGCAAUGGCGUCAGCAAUUUCUACAGUGGACCAAUGUUACCGAUCGCCAAAUUUGCGUUUUCACUGCUGAGCAAAAGGAGAAGUUCGCUGGCGAUAGUGGUAUAGUCGUGUCUACAUAUUCCAUGGUGGCCAAUAGUGGAGUGCGCUCCCAUGACUCAAAGAAAAUGAUGGACUUCUUAACGUCACGCGAGUGGGGGUUUAUUCUCCUGGACGAAGUGCAUGUAGUGCCCGCUACGAUGUUCCGGAAAGUUGUGUCCACCAUCAAAGCUCAUUCAAAGUUAGGUCUCACUGCCACCCUGGUUCGUGAGGAUGACAAAAUCUCUGAUUUGAACUACAUGAUCGGGCCCAAGCUGUAUGAAGCGAACUGGAUGGACUUGGCGGCCAAAGGCCAUAUUGCGAAUGUGCAGUGCGCCGAAGUAUGGUGCCCCAUGACUCCGGAAUUCUAUAGUCAGUACCUGGAAGAGCAAAGUCGGAAGCGUAUGCUUCUGUACUGCAUGAACCCAAAGAAGUUCCAAGCGUGUCAAUUCCUGAUCAAAUACCAUGAGGACCGUGGCGACAAGAUCAUAGUGUUUUCGGAUAACGUGUAUGCACUAGAGAUGUUUGCCCGGAAGCUUGGAAAACUAUACAUCCACGGGGGGACGCCGCAGGCUGAGCGGAUGCGUGUGCUUCAGCAUUUCCAGCAUAGCCCCGAAGUGAACACGAUUUUCUUGUCGAAGGUCGGAGACACGUCGAUCGAUUUGCCUGAAGCUACGUGUCUGAUUCAAAUAUCGUCGCACUUCGGUUCGAGGCGGCAAGAGGCCCAACGUCUUGGCCGUAUCCUCCGUGCAAAGCGUCGCAAUGAUGAGGGCUUCAACGCAUUUUUCUAUUCUUUAGUGUCCAAGGACACUCAGGAAAUGUAUUUCAGCUCUAAACGUCAACAGUUCCUGAUCGAUCAAGGAUACUCAUUCAAAGUCAUUACCCACCUGCAUGGGAUAGACUCAUAUCCUGACUUGGUCUAUAAAACUCGCCAAGAGCAACUGGAGCUUCUGAGCUCCGUGAUGCUUGCCCAGGCCUCUGCGGCAGAUUUUGGGACUGACAUUAAAGGUGGUGCCGAUGAUCUUCCUGGUUCUGUCACAUCGAAAGAUUUCGGUGCCCCGAACGUGAUAAGGACUGCCGGUAGUAUGGCUGGUCUUAGCGGUGGUAGUACGAUGAGUUACAUGGAGACGAAGAAGAGCGCCAAUCGGACUCUGAACAAGGAUAAUGGGUUCAAGCAUGCUCUAUUCAAGAAACGGGAUCAAGUAAUUAAAGACGCCAGGAAAGCCGCGGCUGCAAGUGCAGGGAAAUAGUACAGCAUGGCUGUAUAUUACAGCUGAUAAUAGUAUUACAAUCCAUGUGGUGACACAGCAGAGGGUUGAGGAAAUAUGCAAGACUCCCUUAGGAUUCAGGCGCCUUGCCCUUAUCAACUUUAGCUUCGGUUUUAGUUGUUUCUCCUUCUGAGCUACCUUGCUCGGGGAGC
Cantharellus anzutake is the source of this 2770-nucleotide messenger RNA. Its product is annotated as DNA helicase. NCBI's taxonomy places the organism in Eukaryota, Fungi, Basidiomycota, Agaricomycetes, Cantharellales, Hydnaceae. Gene Ontology annotation, biological process: nucleotide-excision repair; transcription initiation at RNA polymerase II promoter. Gene Ontology annotation, cellular component: nucleotide-excision repair factor 3 complex; transcription factor TFIIH holo complex; transcription preinitiation complex. The record is from RefSeq and is a predicted model, not a curated record. Bases 69 to 2600 code for a protein of 843 amino acids. Gene Ontology annotation, molecular function: ATP binding; 3'-5' DNA helicase activity; hydrolase activity. The transcript has 12 exons.